Hylaeus anthracinus is the source of this 3840-nucleotide messenger RNA. RefSeq lists its product as uncharacterized. Bases 219 to 2438 code for a protein of 739 amino acids. The record is from RefSeq and is a predicted model, not a curated record. Gene Ontology annotation, biological process: recombinational repair. The transcript has 2 exons. NCBI's taxonomy places the organism in Eukaryota, Metazoa, Arthropoda, Insecta, Hymenoptera, Colletidae.
UCCAAUAUGGCCGGCUUCUAUUGCCAAGCUUUGUAGAUUUUAAAUAUCACCUAUUAUUAUGCUAUCAGUGUUUAAUAUAUUUAACAGUUCACAAGUUUCGAUACAAAAUAUGCAUUUAUUUAUUACAUAAUUUCGCGAGUAUUUGAUUUAGUAUUUAAGAAGAAACAAAUACUCGAGAACACAUCCUUACAGUUUGUAAACAUUUGGUUAUCUAGAAAAUGUUUGAAAGUGAUGAUUGGGAUCUCGAUCAGGAUUUUCCGAAUGACGUGGAUGAUAAAUCAACCCAACUUUAUUCUGCAACGGACAAUAAUGAAAGCGAACCGAAAAGACGUAAGAUAGACAUUUUUAGUGAUCCCAUUUCUUCAAUUGACAAUGAUGUGUGUGAUGUCAAGAAUGUAAAAAAAUGUGACGAGGAUAAAGUAUCGAGAAAGAAUUUAAUUCUUAGUAUGUUUAACAAGAAUUUGCCAGACAACAAUAUUUCUCAAGGUCUGUUAAGUAAUUCAAAAAAGUCCACUGAAAAUAAUUCAUUAAAAUCACACUCUGAAUAUAUACAGAGCAGUGAAAAUAGUCAAUUACCUAGGAAAAAUUUAGUGCUUGGAAUACUUAAUAAAAAAAAUGUACAGGAUAAAGUUGCCAAAAAUAAUAUAAAGAAUUUAGAAUCACCUAAGACUGUACCAAAAAUUAAAAGCAAUAGUAACAUUAAUCUACAACAACAAGGAUCUACAUUUCUAAAUAAUAAUAUAAAAUGUCAAACCCCAAAAGAGAACAUUAAAAAAAACAACUGUUUAAAUAAUGACAACAGUAAACAGAUAUCAUCUGAGCUAUCUAGAAAACAGUUAUUGUGUAACAUAUUGAAACAACGAUCUGUAGAUAAUGCAGAAUCUAAAAAUAAGGCUGCAAUUAAACCUCCACAAGUACAGACGAAUAAAAAGAUGACAAUAGUCAGAAGGUUUCCUGGUCCAGCUGGUUUACUACCCGAUGAUAUAGAUGCCAGUGUUUCUGCUAUUUCAUACUUAAAUAGUUUGGAAGAAAAUGAAGCUGUAGUGGAAACAAACGACACUGAUCUACCUGAAUAUUGUUCUCAAAACACAAAAGAUCUCUUCACAGAAGGUGCUUGGCAGUUGAUGUUAAAUGAUUUGCCAGAUGGGUUUUUAAAAGGAUAUGAAAUUGCUACUAUUAAACAAAUGGCAAAUGCAAAUGGUUACAGUAGCACAAAAAUUGAAUUUUUGGCAGGAAUAGUAGAGCGCAUAGAUCAUAAUCAUGAAAAUCCUCCUAUUGUAUUAAAAGACUUUACAGGUACCAUUCAAGGAAUUGUACAUAGAGACAUACCACUUAAAUAUCCUGGUUUAUUAGAAUCAAAUGUUGUCAUAUUGCUAUGUGAUGUAGGCUUAUUAAAAAUUUCUGGUUCCCUUAUCUCGAAUAAAUAUCAAAUUUUAAUUGCACCUUCAAGUUUGUUAGCUAUUUACUCUAACAAGGGUAAAAUAGAGCGGACACAUUAUAUGGAAUCAGUUUUAGAAGAUGUUACAAAUGGUAAAGUAGAAGAUGAAGAUGAGAUAGAUCAAAUUCUUACAAGAGCUCUAGAAGAAGAAUCAUUAAAAAUAGAGCAUACUAACAACAUUAAGGGAACAAUGAAUUCUACAAAAAGUACACAAGAUAUUAAUACAAAAAGUUUCAGUUGUAGUACAGAUGUAAACAAAACAUUUGGGAAUAUGAAAAAAUCAAUGAAUUUUGAUUCCAUAAAUGAUAUUUCCUUUUCAGUUUCUUCCAAAAAAAUUACAGAUACUCAGAAAAAGGAUUUUACUAAUCUAGAGUCUAAAAUUGUUAAGCAUAUAAACGAAGAAAAGAGGCAAUUAAUAUCAAAUAAAAAGGAAACCGUGCAAAAUGAUGUUCAACAAAAAUCUGAAACUUUAUUACAAUCUUUAAAAAAAUAUUCUCCAAAUGCAAAUGCAAGUAAAAAGUUUUCCCAUAAUUCAAAAAUAUUGCAAAUGGAUGUUGAUCAUCCAGUGUCUGUAAAUACCUGUACAGAAAAUGUUGAAACAAAAAUGUUGAAUGAUAGGGUUCCUGAAAAAAUGGAUGUUGAAGAAUGUGAUGUAAAUAUCUCACAAGAAACAGAAGCUGUGAUCAAACGGUUACAUACUCCUUGCUAUGACGAAGCUGAAAAUAUUCAAUAUAAUACUGUGAAAAAGAAUAAAAUUUCAGUUAGAUCGCGACUAAUGCAGUUUAAAAAUACAAAUACGUUAACCCAAUCACAGAACGCUGAUUCUAAGUCUCUACCAAAUUUAAAGAAUGACAACGAAUUACUUCAAGAAAAUAAACUGGCAAAAAUUCCAAAAUCUUCAUCCAAUGUAACACUUUAUAAUAGUACUGAAAAUGAUUCUGAUGAUGAAAUAUUGUCUCAAUUAGAUAUGGACGUUAUUUUUAGUAAUUAUAGUAAAUAAAAUUAGUUAUUCUUGAUACGAUUUUGUGGAAAAUUGUUGUAUCCAUUAAAAAUCGAGAAUGUAUAAAAGUAGUAGAUCAUAUUUUAAAAUCAUGAGAUUGUGAAAGAUUAAAUUUAUAGUUCUUGCAUCACGAAAGUUGAACACUAUUUUAAGAACAGUAAGAUGUCUGUAAAUAUUCCUGAUUGAAAGUUUGAAUAAAAAAAUACAUAUAUAUUUUGCAUAAAACCCAAGUGCUUUGAAUUCAUACCAAUAAUACUCCAACAAGUAUAAUCUAAAAAUGAACAGAUAUGCUGUAAGUAUUGAUAAUUAAACUUAGCAUUAUUUGAUGGUUACUCUUAACAGUUUUGCUUUUGACGAGAACUACCUUAUUCAAAUUAUAUGUAUAUUACGAACAGAUGGGACAUUACAAUUCCAUAUAAAAUUUCUAAAUAUCAUCAUAAUAAUACUGGCUAAAUUUGCAUAGUACAGAUGAAUCAGCCAGCAAUAAGGCCGAGAUAAUUUAAUUGUUAGUGUACCAAUGCAAUUGAAGGUUUUUUAAAGCAUUUCUUCGCAUAGGAGUACCGUAAUAUAGAACGCAAACGAUAGUAUCUACGUACAAUAUUUUUUCUUUCCCAGUAUCAAGUGCCACUGAAAUCUUCAUCGAUUAAGAUCGAAAAAUAACCGAUGAUAUAAUCUAACGACGUGACCCUACGAUCAAAAAGAUUUCAAACAGCUGAAACAUUGCUUGAUAAGUUAGUUUAUUUUUAUUCGGCGAUUGCUUUGAAAUUAUAUUAAUUCCGUGUCAAGAGGAACAAUAUACGAAAUCUGGAAAUAUCGUAAGAGAUUAAAUAUUUCAAGGACAGACGAAGACACAGACUGGUAUCAGCAAUGAUCUCAAUUUUCCUAACAUUAGCCUGGAUAUCAGCCCUCAUCGAUCACGAGCGUAGGAUCAAUGAUCUCAAAUUCAUAGAUGAGAUCUCCGUGACGUGGUUUGUGUGUACGCCAAUGCGGAUCUAUUGGAUCAACCUUGAUGUACCCUGAUUAUCCGAUGGUACAUCUAGGCGCACGAUCGUGCGAUUAUGAAGUGCAAUUUACUCACAUUAGUUACGUGAGACAGACAUCUAUACGUUACAAUAAAAUCGCACGAUAUACGAGAAUGCGUAUGACAAUAGGUAAAUGAAAACUGGCGGUGAUUCGUGACAAUCACUCGGGCUGAAAACUUGUUUCACAUAUAACGUACGAUACAAUAAUAUUUCUUUACGAUAAAGAAAAUAACAAACAUUAAUUAUUUCACGAUUGAUCUUAUCUAGCGUACUUUGAACUCUAGUGAAAAAUUACAUUGUCGUGAUUAAUGACUCGUCGUUUCUUUUUUAAGAAACUACUUCUAAACGCCCUCUACAUAUAUUCAUGAAAUCUUUCGAUC